Molecule: messenger RNA, 2862 nt
Organism: Calidris pugnax (ruff)
Lineage: Eukaryota; Metazoa; Chordata; Aves; Charadriiformes; Scolopacidae
Product: cytochrome P450 2W1-like
Exons: 9
Coding region: 101-1603 (500 amino acids)
Biological process (GO): xenobiotic metabolic process
Cellular component (GO): cytoplasm; intracellular membrane-bounded organelle
Molecular function (GO): heme binding; iron ion binding; oxidoreductase activity, acting on paired donors, with incorporation or reduction of molecular oxygen, reduced flavin or flavoprotein as one donor, and incorporation of one atom of oxygen
Source: RefSeq, a predicted model, not a curated record
AAUCGCAGAGAGCAAACAGCGAGCCAGCUGGCACGAACCGAACAGUGCCACUGCAUUUUUAUUGCUACUAACCCCCCAAAACCAGAUUACUACUAAAAAAAUGUCUUUUUUAAUUUCGUUUAUCUCUGAUCCUGCAUUAAUUUGUCUGCUGUGCGCAGCAGUAUUAUUAGCUGUACUCUAUUUUUCAACGGGCUAUAAAAAAUCAGCUUUUAAAUUUCCUCCUGGUCCAACUCCUCUUCCGAUCAUUGGUAACCUGCACUUGGUGGAUCUUAGAAGGCAAGAUAAAUCACUAAUGAAGCUUGCGGAAAAAUACGGCCCCAUCUUCACCCUCCACUUUGGGUUCCAGAAAGUCGUGGUCCUGACCGGGUACGAAGUUGUGCGGGAGGCGCUCGUGAACUACUCAGAGGAGUUUGUAGACAGACCAUCCAUCCCAAUAUUUGACCAAAUUCAGAACGGAAACGGUUUAUUCUUCUCCAUCGGGGAGCUGUGGAGAACAACUCGGAGGUUCACCGUCUCCAGCAUGCGCAACCUCGGCAUGGGGAAAAAAAUGAUAGAAGGGAAAAUUUUCGAGGAGCUCCACUUCCUCAUCGAGAUGAUCAAAUCCUUCAAAGGGGAACCUUUUAGCCUGACGUCCUUCAACUGUGCUCCCAUCAACAUCACCUUCAUCAUGCUGUUCGGGGACAGGUUUGACUACAAGGACCCAACAUUUCUCACUCUCUUAAGACUCAUAGAUGAAGUUAUGAUCCUUCUGGGAUCUCCGUAUUUGAACUAUUUCAAUUUCUACCCGUUCCUUGGAUUUCUUUUCAAAACCCACAAGAUCAUGCUUGGGAAAAUAGAAGAUGUGCGCGUCAUUUUAAGGCAAUACAUCAAGGCAAGCAGGGAGGACAUCAACGAGAACAGCGUGAGGAGCUACAUUGAUGCACUGAUUUUCAAGCAACAAGAGGAGAAAAACAAGAAGGACAGCCUCUUCCAUGAUGACAACUUAAUAGCAUCCAUACUGGACCUGGUCAUGGCAGGAACAGAGACCAUAGCCACGACGAUCCAGUGGGCCAUCCUGCUGAUGAUGAAAUACCCGGAGAUUCAAAAAAAGGUGCAGGAGGAGAUUGGGAGAACUGUCAAAGCUGGAAGCUGGGCCACAUAUGAGGAUCGGAAGAACAUGCCAUUUACAAACGCGGUGCUACACGAAGUGCAGAGGUUUAUCACCCUCCUGCCCCACGUUCCCCGCUGCACUGCUGUUGACACCCACUUCAGGGGCUACUUCCUUCCCAAGGGUAUAAUUGUAAUCCCGUCGCUCACCUCAGUGCUGCUGGAUAAGACGCAAUGGGAGACACCACAUCAGUUCAACCCCAACCACUUCCUUGACACUGAAGGGAAUUUUGUAAAGAGAGAAGCUUUCCUGCCCUUCUCCACAGGGCGACGGAACUGCAUUGGAGAAAGCCUCGCCAAGAUGGAGCUGUUUGUCUUCUUCGUAGGGUUGCUGCAGACAUUUACUUUUCAACCCCGGCCAGGAGUUUCGGAGGCCGACCUGGACCUUACCGUCCCCCAAACGACUUUCACAUUAAGGCCUCAGCCUCAGGCAACCUGUGCUGUCCUACGCGAAUAGCCACGGCCUGGCUGGAGAGCAACCCAACAAGCACAGAAGCUGCUUAGACCCAACUUAGCCACGCUAGGACUCACCAACCCUCCUUCACAUCCCCUUCCCACUGUCUCCACCCACUCCCACUCCAUUGCUCCCCACCACCACAUCUGCCCCAUAGGCUGACGCCCCCCUCUUUGCUUCUGUGCUGCCAUCAAUUAGAAACCACGACCAUGGUUGACAAACACAGGCUUCCUCUCAAGACAGACUGUCUAUGGAGCAAAUGGAAGGACCAUGGAGAUGGUCUGGUGAAGGGGGUGCAGCCCACCAGUAGUAGGAGUGUCAACCCAGGCUCCCACGGGAAAGCAUUGAGGCUCAUAACGUCGCAGAAAUCUGCCCAAAAUCCUGAGAAAAGACACUCCACCAUUUGCUAAAAGCCACAGAAAUGCACUCUAGGUCACACACCUGAACCCUCUGCAGGUACCUCCUGAACUUUUCCAAGCUCCCUAGUUGUCCACAGCUUCUAGCGAAAUCCUCCCAGGCUGGGUAGCCAAGUCAAACACCCAGAGUGAAAAACAGAUCGAUUCAUGUGAUUUGAGAAUAAAGGUAUUUGUGCCCUGGAACAGUGUCCUGAGAGAUGCCCCAGAGUCUGCAAAGUCAUUUAGAUAAGCAAGUGCUCACCACCAAGUUGAACACGGCUUCACGGUCUGAACAAAAGAAGAUCUACAUUUCUAAGUUUGCAGUCUGAAUCAUGAGGCCAUGUGAGAUUUGUACCAGCAACCGAUCACAGAAGGCUAAUGACACAGUCCCAUUUCUAGUUUUAUGGAUCUCUGUCUUUCCUGUUAAAUAGGAAUAAACACUGUUCCUCUCUCAGACCUCCUGGGCCACGCUAGGAGCCACCACCAGCAGCCAGUCUGGUCUUUGGGAUGGCCUGGCCAUUGGAACCAGCCAUGCAAUUUCCUUGCAAAGGUGUCUCAUUUCUCAGUGCUGGUAUUUCACGCUCACACACGUGGAGAAUUGGGAUCAGGGAUUAGACAAGACCUGGUUUGGGUUGUUUUCCUUUCCUCCGUAGCUCUGUCUGGCUGUUUUCCUGCCUGUAGCACUCUUAUCUGCCAUCAUAUUCCACAAUUUUACUCCAGUUGAAGUAUAGCUCAGGCAAUUUUUCAUCCACUAAUCUGCCUGUGAAUUGCCACUUCUCCAUGUGCAUUUUCUUAUCAUGUGCUUUAUGAUACUGUUUGUUUCCCCCAUCGUGGGAACCAAAUAAAGUUUUAAUCCCAAUGUCUUCA